AUGUCGCAUGGUUCAGUUGACCAUGGUGCCAAUGUGGCAUAUGGGGCACAUCUCGCCAAUGACGAGAACCCAUACCAUCCUUUCAAUUCCCAGAUCGAAUGGGAGGUUGCGAGAUGGGCGAAACUUCGUGGAGCAACAUUGACGGCAUUUUUGGACCUGCUCUCGAUUGAUGGAGUUAGUGAACGUUUAGGGCUGUCGUUCAAGAACACCAAUGAACUGAACAAGAUCAUCGACUAUGAACUUCCAACUGGACGCCCCAAAUUCAAACGGGAGCAGGUCGUUGUCGCGGGAAAACCAUUCAAUGUGUAUUACCGCGACAUCCCCGAAUGCAUCAAGUCACUGUACGGUGAUCCCGACUUUGCAAGAUACCUUACAUUUGCUCCCAAGCGCCACUACACAGACGAAGAUCAGACUGUUCGUCUGUUUCAUGACAUGUAUACCGGAAAGUGGUGGUGGAACAUGCAGAAAAAACUUGAUCAGCAUUGUCCGGGUGGGACCAUCAUUCCAAUUAUCAUCUCGACAGACAAAACGCAAGUCACUAUGUUUCGCAACAAGUCUGCAUACCCAGUGUAUCUCACCAUUGGUAAUAUCCCGAAGGAAAUUCGCCGUAAACCUUCGCAUGGUGGCCACAUCCUACUCGCCUAUCUACCAAAUACUCGUCUCGAACAAAUCACCAAUAAGGCUUCAUGCCGUUGGUCUCUCGCAAACCUAUAUCACACUUGCCUGAGUCGCGUGCUUGCACCAUUGCAACAUGCUGGAUUAGAGGGCAUCAACAUGCACAGUGGAGACGGUGCUCUUCACCGCUGCCACCCUUUAUUUGCGAGUUUUGUCGGUGAUUAUCCAGAGCAGCUUCUCGCAACAGGAAUCAAGUUUGGCGACUGCCCGAAAUGUGACGUCAAGAAGGAUGACACGGAGAGCAAUACGGUACCGCUCCACCUACGAAAAAUAGGUGAGGUGCUGGAUGCACUCGCGGCGCUCAAUCAAGGAAAUCUUGCCUUUGUUCGCACAUGUGCCACAGUAGGAAUCAAACCUGUGAUACAUUCUUUCUGGGAGAAACUCCCGUUUGCAAACAUUUUUCAGGGUGUCAUGCCUGAUGUGUUGCAUCAGCUAUAUCAGGGCUUGGUGAAACACCUUUUGGCAUGGUUAGAGGCUGCUUGUGGAGCCACGGAAAUUGAUGCUCGUUGUCAAUGGCUUCCUCCCAACCAUCACAUUCGAUUAUUCACCAAGGGUAUCACCACCUUAUCAUGUGUAAGCGGCACCAAACAUGCGCAAAUAUGCUGCUUCCUCCUCGGCAUCAUUAUCGACAUUCGUCUGCCCAACAAUCUCAACGCAGGUCGUCUCCUACAAGCUGUAUGGGGGCUACUCAACUUUGUGUACCUCGCGCAAUACCCUUGCCAUAGCACCAAGACCCUUCAGUUACUGGAUGAGGCACUAGACCUUUUUCAUGAAAACAAGCUCAUUUUUGUUGACCUCGGCAUUCGAAACAACUUUAACCUACCGAAGUUGCAUGCUGCUCGUCAUUAUCCUCUGAUGAUCAUGCUGUUUGGCUCAACUGAUAAUUAUAACACGGAGUACACAGAACGGCUCCACAUCGAUUUGGCGAAAGAUGCCUACCGCGCUACGAAUCACAAGGAUGAGUUUGCCCAAAUGACACACUGGUUCGAACGAAAGGAGAAGAUUCUGCGACACCAAAAAUAUGUUACUUGGCGACUCGCUGGUGGCCACGAGUCUGAUCCUUACCAUUCAUGCCCACCAGAUAUGACAUUCAGCUGUGAACAAGUCAUGACAAAACACCCCAGCGCGAAGUCUGUCAGCCUCGAAAAGCUGACUAUGGAUUACGGGGCUACUCAUUUUCGAGAUGCCCUUGCACGCUAUAUUGCUCAGCAGACUCGAGGAAAUGAUCCCACACCACUUCACGGUCACGCACUUGAUGCGCUGGCACACGACAUCCAUCUUCCAUUCCGCCGACUGCCUAUCUUUCAUAAGGUUAAAUGGUGCUCGGUUGAUGCCUGCAGCCAUGGCGAUGCACGUGUUACUUUGGACAGUGUCCAUGCGAAGCCACAACGCAAGUUCGGCUCUCGUCUCAUUGCUCACCGAUCGGAUACAGCUCUGGUGAGGCUGCGUACGAAUUCGAAGGAUCUUCGAGAUUUCCGUGUGGGUCAAGUUCGAGUCAUGUUCACCUUCCCACCAAAAUCCAUCCCACUGCUCUUCCCACCAACGGUCCAUCUUCCUACUCACCUUGCGUAUGUCGAGUGGUUCACACCAUUUCCGCCAGCUGCAGACCGCAAUAGCAGACUAUAUAAACUCUUGCAAUCACUGCGCGGAGGUGACACUGUGGCUAGUAUUGUGCCAGUUGCCGAUAUCGAGCGCAGUGUUCAUCUUAUACCGAGGUUUGGCGUCAUGGCCCCACGAGAGUGGACGAGUGAUACAGUGCUUGAGGACUGUGACACCUUCUGGUUGAACUCGUAUAUAGAUAGAUAUACUUUUUCAAUGUUCAGAUAA
Messenger RNA from Suillus subalutaceus, 2502 nucleotides. RefSeq lists its product as uncharacterized. The record is from RefSeq and is a predicted model, not a curated record. NCBI's taxonomy places the organism in Eukaryota, Fungi, Basidiomycota, Agaricomycetes, Boletales, Suillaceae. Bases 1 to 2502 code for a protein of 833 amino acids. The transcript has 4 exons.